This is a messenger RNA of Vitis riparia (riverbank grape), 2808 nucleotides long. Its product is annotated as disease resistance protein RPV1-like. Gene Ontology annotation, molecular function: ADP binding; ATP hydrolysis activity. Gene Ontology annotation, biological process: defense response; signal transduction. The coding region runs from base 13 to 2808 and encodes 931 amino acids. NCBI's taxonomy places the organism in Eukaryota, Viridiplantae, Streptophyta, Magnoliopsida, Vitales, Vitaceae. The record is from RefSeq and is a predicted model, not a curated record. The transcript has 5 exons.
AACUGUCCAACGAUGGCUUCCUCUACCCAAAAACCCUCUUCUUCUUCUACCUCAGUCCGUAAAUAUGAGUUCGAAGUGUUCUUGAGUUUUAGAGGUGAAGACACCCGCAACAAUUUUACGGAUCAUUUAUUCGUAAAUUUGCAUGGGAUGGGGAUUAAGACUUUCAGAGACGAUCAACUUGAAAGAGGAGAGGAGAUCAAAUCAGAACUUUUGAAAACUAUUGAAGAAUCAAGAAUUUCCAUAGUUGUGUUCUCAAAAAACUAUGCUCAUUCCAAGUGGUGUUUGGAUGAGUUAGCGAAGAUCAUGGAGUGCAGGGAAGAAAUGGAACAAAUAGUCUUUCCGGUGUUCUACCACUUGGAUCCUUGUGAUGUGCGAAAGCAAACAGGGAGCUUCGGAGAGGCAUUUUCCAUUCAUGAAAGAAAUGUAGAUGCGAAAAAGGUGCAAAGGUGGAGGGAUUCCUUGACUGAAGCAAGCAAUCUAAGUGGUUUCCAUGUGAAUGAUGGGUAUGAGUCAAAGCAUAUUAAGGAAAUUAUUAACCAGAUUUUUAGAAGAUCAAUGAAUUCUAAGCUUUUGCAUAUUAACGAUGAUAUAGUUGGGAUGGAUUUUCGCCUAAAAGAACUAAAAUCAUUGUUAAGUAGUGACUUGAAUGACAUUCGUGUGGUUGGGAUCUAUGGACCUGGUGGAAUUGGUAAAACUACCAUUGCCAAGAUUGUUUAUAAUGAGAUCCAAUAUCAAUUCACUGGUGCAAGCUUUCUUCAAGAUGUCAGAGAGACAUUCAACAAGGGUUGUCAACUUCAACUACAACAACAACUUCUACAUGAUACAGUGGGAAAUGAUGUAGAGUUUAGCAAUAUCAAUAAAGGUAUCAAUAUAAUAAAGUCCAGACUUCGCUCAAAAAAGGUUCUUAUUGUAAUUGAUGAUGUGGAUCGGUUGCAACAAUUAGAGUCAGUGGCUGGAAGUCCUAAAUGGUUUGGUCCAGGAAGUACAAUUAUCAUUACAACCAGAGACCAACAUCUGUUGGUUGAGUAUGGAGUGACUAUAUCACAUAAGGCUACAGAAUUACAUUAUGAGGAAGCUCUUCAACUCUUCAGCCAACAUGCCUUUAAACAAAAUGUUCCUAAGGAAGAUUAUGUAGACCUCUCAAAUUGCAUGGUUCAAUAUGCUCAAGGUCUCCCUUUGGCCCUUAAAGUUCUAGGUUCUUCUCUUCAAGGCAUGACAAUAGAUGAAUGGAAAAGCGCAUCGGAUAAAUUGAAAAAAAACCCUAUGAAGGAAAUUAAUGAUGUGCUUAGAAUAAGUUUUGAUGGGCUUGAUCGUUCUCAAAAGGAGGUUUUCUUGGACAUUGCGUGUUUUUUCGAAGGUGAAUGCAAAGAUUUUGUGUCAAGAAUAUUAGAUGGUUGCAAUUUAUUCGCAACAUGCAACAUAAGAGUUCUCCAUGAUAGAUGUCUAGUAACUAUCUCAGACAACAUGAUACAAAUGCAUGACUUGAUACACGAAAUGGGUUGGGCAAUUGUUCGCGAAGAAUGUCCUGGAGACCCCUGCAAAUGGAGUAGAUUGUGGGAUGUAGAUGAUAUUUAUGAUGCAUUUUCUAAACAAGAGGAGAUGCAAAAUAUUCAAACCAUAUCUUUGGACUUGUCUAGAUCAAGAGAAAUACAGUUCAAUACAAAAGUGUUUGCCAAGAUGAAGAAACUUAGGUUGCUUAAAAUCUAUUGCAAUGAUCAUGAUGGUUUGACGAGAGAGAAGUAUAAAGUGCUUCUUCCUAAAGACUUUCAAUUUCCUCAUGAUUUGAGAUAUCUUCAUUGGCAAAGAUGCACUUUGACAUCUUUACCUUGGAACUUUUAUGGAAAGCACCUUAUUGAAAUCAACUUGAAGUCUAGCAACAUAAAACAACUUUGGAAAGGGAAUAAGUGUCUUGAAGAAUUAAAGGGCAUUGAUCUAAGUAACUCGAAACAGUUGGUCAAAAUGCCAAAUUUCUCAAGCAUGCCGAAUUUGGAGAGAUUGAAUCUUGAAGGUUGUACAAGCUUGUGUGAACUUCAUUCAUCUAUUGGCGAUCUCAAAAGUUUGACUUACUUGAAUUUAGCAGGAUGUGAACAACUCCGAAGUUUCCCAUCCAGCAUGAAGUUUGAAUCUCUUGAAGUUCUUUAUCUUAAUUGUUGUCCAAACUUGAAGAAGUUUCCUGAGAUCCAUGGGAAUAUGGAAUGUUUGAAGGAGCUUUAUUUAAACGAGAGUGGGAUCCAAGAACUACCAAGUAGCAUUGUGUAUUUAGCAUCUCUUGAAGUCCUUAAUCUCUCAAAUUGUUCAAACUUCGAGAAAUUUCCUGAGAUCCAUGGGAAUAUGAAAUUUUUGAGGGAGCUUUAUUUAGAAGGAUGUCCAAAGUUUGAGAAUUUUCCGGAUACAUUUACCUAUAUGGGACAUUUAAGGGGGCUUCAUUUACGUAAGAGUGGUAUUAAAGAACUCCCAAGCAGCAUUGGGUAUUUGGAAUCUCUUGAAAUUCUUGACAUCUCAUGUUGCUCAAAAUUUGAGAAAUUCCCAGAGAUCCAAGGGAAUAUGAAAUGCUUGAAGAACCUUUAUUUAAGGAAGACUGCUAUUCAGGAACUCCCAAACAGCAUUGGGUCCUUGACAUCUCUUGAAAUUCUUUCUCUUGAAAAAUGUUUGAAGUUUGAGAAAUUUUCAGAUGUAUUUACCAACAUGGGACGUUUAAGGGAGCUAUGUCUAUAUAGGAGUGGUAUUAAGGAACUCCCAGGGAGCAUUGGAGAUCCAAGGGAAUAUGAAAUGCUUGAAGGAGCUUUCUUUAGAGAAUACCGCUAUUAA